Messenger RNA from Emericellopsis atlantica, 4214 nucleotides. RefSeq lists its product as uncharacterized. Lineage: Eukaryota; Fungi; Ascomycota; Sordariomycetes; Hypocreales; Bionectriaceae. Bases 242 to 4069 code for a protein of 1275 amino acids. The record is from RefSeq and is a predicted model, not a curated record. The transcript has 7 exons.
GCAUUCUUUUUUCAACGCUGCUCCAUGUUGUAACAUUACGGCGACAUCAAUUUUCGCGCGCGCGACCACAGAAACAUCCCCACGCCACAUCCCGGCGCAUUAGACGAGCAAACAAGCCGUCUGCCCAUCCUCGACUCCGUCCUCGACGAAUUGCCCUCGAAACGCGCACCGACAGCUUCUGUCCAAGCAGCUUCCAUGAUUGCAACGCCCCAAACCCAGAACACGACCUCACGUUUCCACAAUGGCCGCGGCCGAGGUGCUGGCGCUCACAGAAAGCUGCUUCGCAAACGGUCAUGGCUGCCCGGCAACGAAGCCCUCGCAGACUGGGUGGGAUGAGCGCUCGUUACGCGCCCAGCUGAGUUUGAUAUCUCAGGCUUGGUCGCUGCAGAGGAGACCAAUUCAGAAACUCUACACGUCACACAAAACGCAGUCCGUCGAGAGGACUCUCAUAGUCCCCGCCACAUCGUUACCAUGGUCUAGAAGAAUACCACAAGGCGCUGCUGAAUCGCCAGCAUCCUCCACACCGACCUUGUCCGACAAAGUCAUGGACCCGAGCGGAACCGACAACUUUGCGCGCCGACAGAAUAACGCUUUCGAUGCUUCAAGCCCCGCGCUUGGAUCGACCUCAUCUUCAUCCCGAGAUUGCCAGUCCUCGAAAGACGUCUUGAGUGACCCCGCGUUCGAUAUCCUGCUAGACCUCAACUCGGAGAACGGCCGGCGCGAGCAUGCGAAGAAGAAGAAGAAGGCUGCGUCGACACCGUUAAACCUCAACGACAACAACAGCAAUGAGAAGAAGGACGAUGCCCCCGGCGACGGCAACGGAGGCAACGGCGACCUAGGCGGAGGUUCAGCUGGGGACGCCGGAGGUGGUGCUGGAGACGGUGGCAAUGGCGGUAAUGGUGGUGACAAGCCCGACGACGAUUGGGCUACGUUCAGCGGUUCCAAGGCCAAGGCCAAAGGCGCGCCCCAGUUGGGAGGACUGCCCGACAUUCCAACGUCCGACUUUGGCACCGAAGCCUUCCAAGAGAUCAAACUUGGCGAUGAUUCCGGAGGAACCUGGGGCAACAAAUGGAACGGCGGCGGGUCGACCUGGGACUGGGCUGGAGGCGGAGGCGGAGGCGACUCAGGGGGAGGAGGCGCCAGCGGCGGCGGUGCGAACCCCUGGGGAUCCAAGCCUGCGUUUGGCUCGAAGAAGGAGAACGAGGAUGAAGAUUGGUUUACACCAGGUGGGAAGAAGGACAAGAAGAAGAUCAGCCUUUUGGAUGAUUUCGGCACCUCGGACCCUCCGCCGGCUGCUCCAGACGCUCCGCCGGCGGACGAUUUCUGGGGCGCCAUCUCCAAGCCCAAGAAGGCGACCAAGAACAAUGGGCUUUUCGAUGAUACUGCUGACGCUCCCCCUCCUGUUACUGACGCACCAGGCGCUACGAGUAUGGACAACGACUUUGGAUGGGGACUUGGCACGGAACCCAAAAAGGACGAAGGAGGCUGGGGUAUGUGGGGGGCCGGAAAGAAGAAGAAGAACUCCAUUUUCGCCGAUGCUGUCCCUGAAGAGCCCAAAAAACAGGACGACAUUUGGGAUACUUGGGGGGCCAACUCUAAGAAGGAAAAGAAACCGGCCGACGACCUCAUACAACUCGACGAUGCACCUGCGGCAGGAGGAGGCGACGACGACUUCUUCAACUCAUGGGGCAAGAAAGAGAAGAAGAAGGACACGUUCUCCUGGGGCGAGGAUAACAAUGAUGAUUGGGAUCUAGGCACCAAAAAGGAUCCCGCAGAUGAAGCGCGCGAAGCCGAGGAAAAGGCAAAGGCAGACGCUGAGGCCGCGGAGGCCGCCUCAGAGGAAGCGGAAUUGGCAGUCCUCGAGGGCAAGAAAGCCAAGAAGGGCAAGCUUCUCAAGAAGGAAAAGGAACGGUAUGACCUUCUCAAGGAGAAGGCAAAGAAGCGGGCUGAGGAGCAAGCCGCUCGCGAAGCCGAUCAAGCCGCCGAAGCGGAAGCAGCAGCCAAAGCCGCUGAGGAGCAAGCGGCAAAGGAGGCCGAAGAGCAGGCCAAAAUCGACGCUGAAGCCCAAGCCAAGGCAGAUGCCGAGGCUCUCCAGGCUUCUGCUGAGGAAGAAGAAUUGGCAAAGCUUGAAGAGAAGAAAGCCAAAAGGAUGGGAAAGCUACUAAAGAAGGAUCAGGCUCGCUACGAUAUUCUGAAAGCCAACUCUGAACGGCGGGCUGAGGAAAAAGCUGCGCAAGAGGCCGAGGAGGCCCCAGCUCCUGAAGUCGAGGAACCUCCCCCGCCACCGCCUGAGCCGGAAGAACCUGUUGUCGAUGAGGCUGAGAGAGCCAGGCUAGAAGCGGAAGCAGCUCAAAUCGCCGCAGACACGGAGGAAAUGAAAGAACUCGAGGCAAAGAAGGUGAAGAGAGGAGGCAAGCUGCUCAAGAAAGACCAAGCGCGUUACGACAUCUUGAAGGAUGCUGCCGACCAGCGAGCGGAAGCUGCUGCCGCUAGAGAGAUUGAGGAGGCCGCUGCCGACGCAGCUCCCGCGCCUGAUGCUGAAGGCGAAGCUGCGCCUGUGCCGCCCGAAGCCCCAGAGCCUCCUGCCCCUGACGCCGCCGCGGCUAGUGCCGAAGAUGAAGCAGAAGCAGCCAUCGCUGCAAAAGAAGAAGCCGAGCUUGCUGAGCUUGAGGCGAAAAAGGCGAAAAAGAAUCGACUGAUCAAAGCGGACGACAGAGAUCGCUACAACGAACUCAAGGAGCGCAUAGAUAAACGAGCAGCUGAUAAGGCGCAAAAGGAGGCAGAUGCUGAGGCAGAGGCAGCCGCUGCUGCGGCAGCGGCUGUUGAAGAACCUCCGGCCCCGGAGCCUGUCGAUACAGAGGCUGAAAAUGCCGCCAAGGCCGCUGAACAGGCCCAAAUCGCAGCCGAGGAGGAGGAAAUCAAAGCUCUGGAAGAAAAGAAAGCGAAGAGAGGGAAAUUCGGCAAGACGGUAGACAAGAUGCGCUACGAGGAGCUCAAAGAGCGUGCCGACAAGAGAGCUGAGGAGAAGGCACAGAAGGAGGCAGAGGACGCCGCCGCCGCCGCCGCCGCCGCCGAAGAGGAGACUCCUGCCCCUGAGCCCGAAGAGCCUCCUGCACCAGAGGUUGACGAAGCGAAAGCUUCUGAAGAUGCCGCCAUUGCUGCUGACGAGGAAGAAUUGCAAUCGUUGGAAGACCUGAAGGCGAAAAAAGGGAGACUGCCCAAAGCUGCUGAUCGUGAGCGAUACACUGAGCUUAAACAGCGGUCCAUCAAGAGAUCUGUCGAAAAAGCUCAGAGGGAGGCCGCAGAAGCAGAAGCGGCGGCUGCGGCAGAAGCAGCAGCAGCAGCUGAGCCUGCACCAGAGCCGGAGCCCCCCGCCGAGCCUGAGGCAUCCCCUGAAGAACCAGGGGAAGACCCAGCUGUCGUUGCCGAAGAGGCAGAGCUGCAGGAGCUGGAGAAGGUCAAGGCCAAGAAGGGCAGGCUUUCUAAGAGUGCAGACCGUGUCCGUUACGAAGAACUCAAGACUCGUGCGGCAGAGAGGGCUGAGAAGAAGGCGGCGGCUGAGGCAGCGGCAGAGGCGCCGCACGAGCCCGAGCCUGAGCCCGAGCCCGAGCCGCCGGCUGAAGAGGCCCCACCUGAAGAGGCUCCUGCUGAGGAGGGAACAGGUGAUGGAGAAGAUCCCGCAGUGGUCGAAGCCGAAGAGCAGGAACUGGCUGACCUGGAGGCCAAGAAGGCCAAACGAGGCAAGUUGAAGUCCACCACGGACAAGGAACGGUAUGCCGUGUUGAAGGAAAAGUCCGACAAGAGGAGCGAGGCCCGAGCUGCCCAGGAGGCUGAGGAAGCUGCGGCCGCUGCGCCUGAGCCUGAGCCUGAGGCAGCACCUGAACCCGAACCAGAGCCCGAACCUGCUCUAGAACCGCCAGCCGAGGAGGCGCCGCCGGAUGAACCCCCUGUACCCGAGGAAGAUCCUGCGGUAGUCGAAGCCGAGGAGCAAGAGCUCGCAGAUCUAGAAGCUAAAAAGGCCAAGAGAGGUAAAUUAGGCAAGACUGCCGAGAAAGAAAGGCAAGCUUAAAUCCAGCGAUAAAGGACGGCUUGCUAUCCUCAAGGAGAAGGCUGAAAGCAGGGCGAAUGCCGCGGCACCUGCUGCUGAGCCAGAACCUGCACCUGCUGAAGAGGAACCUGCACCGGAGGCUCCUCUAGAAGAGCCUCCCGUUCCU